Messenger RNA from Talaromyces atroroseus, 1776 nucleotides. RefSeq lists its product as hypothetical. The coding region runs from base 1 to 1776 and encodes 591 amino acids. Lineage: Eukaryota; Fungi; Ascomycota; Eurotiomycetes; Eurotiales; Trichocomaceae. Gene Ontology annotation, molecular function: transmembrane transporter activity. The transcript is spliced from 6 exons. The record is from RefSeq and is a predicted model, not a curated record. Gene Ontology annotation, biological process: transmembrane transport.
AUGUCGACAAACAAUCAGACAAGCACAGAGCUGCAUGGCUCAGGCUUCAUCGCUGAGCUUGAAAUCGUUUCUUCACAGAAUGGAUCCGAGACAACACUGCAGGGCACAGAUACCUCCGAGCACGAGGCAGUGCGUAACAAUCAAUCAUCGUAUCGCUUUCGUCGACUAGCUUCCAAAACAAUUGUAUCGUUUGGGCCUGAUGAUCCGGAAAACCCUCACAACUGGAGCAAGGGCAAAAAACUGUUUGUUGUCUGUUCCGGCGUGAUGCAGGUGCUAAACAGCACCAUUACUUCAUCUUUACCUAGCGGUGCCACCGACUACAUAGCGAAAGACUUCCACAUCACCAACCAGGAGAGACUCGUUCUUCCAAUUUCGCUCUUCCUUAUUGGUUAUGUACUUGGACCUUUGCUAUACGGGCCUUUAUCAGAGCAGUAUGGCCGUCGAUACCCGCUACUCAUUGGCUAUUUCCUAUUCAACAUAUUCGUAAUGGCUUGCGCUCUUGCCCCUUCGUUUAACGCCUUGUUGGUAUUCAGACUCUUGAAUGGAAUGGCAGCUAGUGCUCCAAUUGCCAUUAUCACUGGCACUUUCUCGGAUGUUUUUGAUGAUCCAACCCAGCGCGGAAGAACAAUGGCUUGGUACAUGGCUAGCACCUCCGUCGGUCCCAUUAUAUCGCCAUUCAUGUCCGGAUUUAUAUCGACCAUUAGCUGGCGCUGGGCGUUCUGGCUCGGCCUCAUUAUCGUCGGUGCCUCUUGCCCACUCGUUUUAUUCUAUCCAGAAACCUACGGCCCUGUCUUGCUCCAGCGCCGUGCCAAAAUGCUCCGUAAGGAGACGGGUAACACUAGUAUUGUGGCUCCUUUGGACUUGACUCCCCAUGAUCUUCGAGCUACGCUGACGGUGACGCUUGCUCGACCAUUUCGUAUGAUCGUAAAGGAGUACAUGGUGUCCUUGACUUGUUUGUACCUGUCUCUGGCAUAUGCUAUCUUUUACCUCUAUUUUCAGGCAUAUCCCCUAAUCUUCCAAGGAAUUUACGGCAUGAGCACGGGUAUUGCAGGCUUAACCUAUCUACCAAUCGGAAUCGGAUGCUUCCUAGCCUGCGCAAUUUUCAUCUGGUACGACGGCUUCUUAGCUCGCGCCAAAGCUCGAGGAGCCUCAUGGGCCAACAACGAAGACUACCGAAGAUUACCCCUGGCAUGUGUCGGCGGUCCGCUAUACGUUGUGGCGCUUUUCUGGCUCGGAUGGACCGCAUCACCCAAUAUUCACUGGGCCGUACCCAUGUCGUCCGGCAUAGCGUUCGGACUCGCCUACGAACUCAUCUUCAUGGCCAUGCUGAAUUAUCUCUCUGACGCAUACCAGAUAUAUGCAGCUAGUGCGCAGUCAGCGGCGAGCUGCUGUCGUAGCAUUUUUGGUGCUGUUUUGCCGCUCGCUGCGCAACCCAUGUUCUCUGCGGUGGGCAUCGACUGGGGGUGCAGUAUUAUUGCAUUUGCCAGUUUGGGCGUAUCGAUUAUCCCGUUUGCGUUCAUCUAUUUUGGGGAUAGGAUUAGAAAUGGCAGUAAGCUGCAGAGGCAUUUGCAACUCCUCAAGGAAGAGGAGGAGCGAGCUUGGGCGCAAGUAGCCGCCUCUGGCAAUGGCAAUACGACUGUGGAAACUGAGCGUGCAGAGAAGAGAGCGGAGGUAAUGAUCAAAACCAGUGCAGAUACUGAUGUUGAGAAACAAGCUGGAAGUGUUUUAACAUCAUCGAAGUCAGCACAUUCACAUUCAGCGCAUGCAUCGAGCUGA